Molecule: messenger RNA, 9172 nt
Organism: Pelobates cultripes (western spadefoot toad)
Lineage: Eukaryota; Metazoa; Chordata; Amphibia; Anura; Pelobatidae
Source: the annotation of a GenBank genome assembly
CAGCUCCCCCUUCCACUGAUAUAAAAGUGUAAAUAUAAACACUUAUGAUGGGUUUAAAACACAAUGACAUGCGUUGAGUCUGUGUGUACGAGAUAACUCUUAGUAAAUGCUGCUCCCUCAUCUCUUCCUGAUGGAUGGCAGGAGGGAGAGUGAGAGGUAGAGAGACAGAAAGAGACAAGUAGAGUCAAAGAGAAGGAGAGACAGACAAAGAACGGGAGAGAGAGAGGGAAAGAUACAGACACAAAAUGGGACAGAAGUAAGGACAGACAAAAAGCAGAUUGCCAACGCUCCCUUUUUCUGUCUUUCUGUGUGUCAGGUCCGAUAGACAGACGGUCAAACGGAGGGGCAGGGAGGACCGAGAUAUAUAGGGUCUGAAAGGACAGACAGAUAUAAGGGUAUAAAAGACAGAUCAAUACAGUAACCGACGCAGACAGGCAGAUGAACAGAAAGAACAGACAGAGGAGAAGAAGUGACACGAACAGUGGAAUGUUGCUCCAGGUCUUGCUGGCGCUCAGUGUAGGGGUCGCACAUUGUGAUGCUCAAGGUAAGUGUGAGUGGGCUUGAAUAUGUAGGUGUCUGACUGAGCAAUGAAUGGUGAAGACUUCGUUAAGCGGCUGAAAGUGUCUCUGAAAGUUCUACUGGUACCCGUCUGCUCAGACGUAAUAUACAAAGUCCUUCUAGCAGCGAGUGCGGCUGAGUGUACGCACGAGACGCCAUAUUAAGAAAACUGACACUAAAAUUGUGAAUUGUUUGGAAUUAACCUGAGAAUUUCACAUUUAAUGCCAGAAUAGCUGAUCUGAAACAGAAGACUCUGAGAACAUUUCAAUUCACAGUUUAUAACUCUGGCAGUUUGCCCUGUAAAGGGGGACACUUUAACUAAAAUCUCAUAUGUAUGAGCCAUCUUUGACAUGCUUGCGGCACCGGGAAUUGUGGGAGUUGCGCAAUACCAGAAACAUAUAAAGUAUCUUCAAGAUAAAUACAUUACUUUUAAACAUGAUUACUGUUAGAGAAAGAUCGGGUGCAACAAAAUAAAAACCUCCAAUUAAAAUGCAGACAUUUCAUUUUAAAGAAUACCGAUACAAUGACCUAAUGACCAGAGGGAGAUCAGGGAGAGAUGGGUGAACACAAGCCGUUUCUGAAAUGUUAAUAAAGUUAAAGGGAGACACCAGGGCUGAUUUACCAAUUCUAGAGAUCUGGGCUCUGAGGUCCCCAGCCAUUCUCUGGGCUCCGAUUGCUUUCACUUGGAGAAUUAUUAAGCAUUGGUAUGACAUUGUUAGACACUCAUUAUUGUAGCCCUGUGUGGCUAAAGCCCAACUUAGUGGAAAGGGGCCUUGACAGGGCUAGGAGACGGGCAUUAGGAAGAAGCUAUAUAGGGAUUGGUGGUUUAGAGGCUGGGCUAUAUAAAAAGCAGCCAUCUUAGGAAAUUCACUUUUAACUUGCCUACCUGGCUGAGUUUGUCCCUCGCUCCCUCCAAGGUUUUAAUUAGGGGUUGUCCCGUUCUGUCACAGCGGCGGGAUAGUGAGCUGAAGGAUAGGAAAAAGGCUCUCCCCUUUAGGAUGGUUUUGGAAAUGGUUAAUACGGUUCUUGGUAAUUUUAAAAGGUUUCAAGCCCGUCAGUGCCUCAGAACCCGGUGGGGUAGGGGUAUCCGGGUAUACCCUUACCAUGGUUAAUUAAAAUGUUGGCACUUUCAUUUCUGUUCAUGUUGAAAUACUGUUUUAUAUUAUUUAUUUAUAUAUGGGUCAUUGCCUUUUAUAUAUAACUGUGAGCAUACAGAUGUGGUAUGGCGGAGCAAGGCAAUGACCUUAUCAAUGUUAAUUUAUUACUUUUAUUAAUAAAAGCUAAUUUUGGACAAUUAUGACCCAUAUACCCUAGUGUCCGUGUUUUAUUGAAUUAGCUAUGUGGGGGGUUUGUUCUGAUUCCGCCUGCCCAUAUGGCAACUAUGCACCUGUCAAGUCCAUUAUCCUUCUAUAGGAGAUGGGGUCAUUCUUUGAGUCUUCAAGUAAAGGAGCUGAUGGUAAAAUAUGUUUUUUAUUUUUUAUUUAUGAUCCUUUCCCUGUUGCAUAGUUGGUCGCCAGCGUGCAGCAAAGAGGAAAAGCGAUGGCAAACUGCAAAUUCUGCAGGUUAAAUAUCUUCUAUUAAUGUUUAAUACUACCCAACAGCUGGUAAAGUGUAUUAUAGCAGCGUAUAUACGAAUUAAAGAACAUCCAAAUUAAUAUAUUCCAUAUUCAUGGAUACAGGUGAAAGUUUGUAUCUGUACAUAAAAAACAUUGAUUCCCAUCAUCUUCAGUUAUUCUGCUGAUGUAAUAAGGAUUGGAACCUUAAAGGGACACUGCACUAUCUAAACACAAAAAUAAAUAUAAAUUGCUGUUUAGUAGAUAUACCCCCAAUAAAAACGUGUGCAUUUCAUUAUGUAUUUUUCAUUGUUGUGUAUCUAAUAACAGCUUGCAAAAGCUGCAGAUCGUUUAAAAGCCCUCCCCUUCUAACCACACCCACACUUACUGUGUCUGUCCAAUCACAGACUUCCCAACUCAGGUAAAUGAGAAGUCUUUGUAAGACAGGUACUCUGGGCAAUUGCUAUCUCUUGAUUUUAGCUCCACUGAGCUAACCGAACCAGGAAGUUACAGGACCUGUUUCCUAACAGCCGGGGUUGUAACAAGGUUAAUUUAUAAAAAGUGUACAUUUCUAUUGAAACUUGCACUUUUGGUAAAAUAAAAGGGCACACUUUUCAUGCAUAAAGCUCCUUAGGGCUAAAGUGCUUAGGGGUUCGAAGUUUCUUUUAGAAUGCGUAGGGGAGAGGGGACAGAACAUCCUGUUAAGACAUUGUCUUCUUUGUGUUUGCUGCAAUGUUUUGCAUGUUUCAGCCUCUCAUUCCCACUUGUAUAAUUAUCUCAGCAGGAUGUCUAUCUUACCCAGAGCUGUCUCUGGAACUUGUAGAACACGGUGACGCCCUGCUAUGCAGCUUUUGCCAUAAGGACCUAAUUGAACCCAAGAACGGUAUCGUUUUCAUCUGGAGAUUAAAUGGAAAUAAGGUCAAUAACAAAAGCAAACAGAAAGGCCGGUACCCCCUGGAACAUAAAUAUAACAACAACGAACCGUGGAUAGUGAGAUGUGAACUGAAAAAUUAUUCUUAUAUCAAUGCAGAGUAUAACAUGGAGCCAGCACAACUCAGACAGAGGAACUUGUAUAAAGGUAUCUGAUAAGUAGCUAUGAAUCAGUUGUCAACCCCAACACACAGUGACACAAAUAGGGGUGCUACGAGUCUGUCCCUCCCCCUUCAGGGUAUCACAGUGACACACAGAGAAGUCGGAGUGGUUUUGGAGCCAGAUGCGCAGUGGCUCACUCCCAGAUUAAGCAGGUGUUUGCAAACAGUUUAAGGACCACUCAUCAGAAAAGGUUUUUUGUUUUUUAAAUUUAUUUAAAUAAUAAUUUAUUUAAAUAAAAUAUAAAUUCAAAAGGAAAUAAAUUUGUCACCCCUUUUGUACAGGACAGGACAGUUCAGCCACAUAUAUGCAUAAGGUGGUGUGGCACUAUAGGUGAGAGUUGGUCUCAGCUCACCAGCACCCUGGCAGGAGUGAACGAAGGAUCUGCAGCCCCCCACAGUCCUAGAAUCAGUAUGUUUUUUGAUACUAGUGUUUGAAAACCAACAUUUAGUCUAUAUGGUCUUCCCUGCGUCUGUGCUGAGACUGAAAUGGGGAUGCUCAUACAGACUAACUGGUUUUGUAUAUGGAAAAAGACUUUGUCAUAUAUCAAAAGGUCGGAAUGAGUACCUCUCUUUUUGUUUUUUUAACAUAUACUUUAUUUAAAAAAAAAAAAACGUCUUUCAAAAAAGGUUUAACCCGAAAGUUUGCCUCCAGCGGCGAUCUGCAGGUCCCCGAAGUGGCAUCUUCUGAAUCUCAGUUACAGGAAGCGCGGAGUGUCGCCGCUGAUUGACUAAUUGCUCUAAACCAAACCGUAGCUCCCCAUUGAUUUAAAAAAAAAAAAAGAUCUUAAAGUAGAAGGAUAUUGUCACGAUUCGAAUAUACACACACUAUAUUGGAUCGCCAGUGAUAGAGACACCAAACAUUUAAAAACACAUGGAAUUUGUAAUUUUCUUUAUACUGAAGGGUUUACUAAGGUAUAAAUAAAUUAUUCACAAAAUGAUUACUUAUAAUAACUUGAAAACAUUGAAAUAUUUUCCCCACACACAAAUAACUGACUAAUAAUAUUUUGGAAUUGAUUCCUUAAUGCCACUUAAAGUUUAAGAUGGUGUUCAUCAUUGUGGCUAGGGCCAUCUUUCCCCAGGGGCAUCAUUUGAUCUCCCCUACCAGCCCAUGGAGAGACAGCCCUGUUUUAUGGCUGUGGGCCCUCUCGGGCUGGUGAGGAGAUCAGAGAUCUCCCUCACCCGCCCAAGGGCCCUUUGAUCGGGUAGAGAGGACCCGGACGAAGGGGGAGUGACCUUGGAGGAAGAUCACUCCUUGCGCAAGCAGGCUGUGUGGAGCAUUGCCAUGCACUGCCAUGUCAACGCUCCACAUAGCAUUCUGCGCGCAGGAGGAGUGAAGAUAGCCUGCAGCCAGAGGAACUGCAGGCUAAACAGAACUCACCAACGGACCACCAGGGCUGGCUGUGUCCCCCUCCUCCACCAAAGGUAAGAAGAAGGGUGAGGGGUACAUAAAUGUUUUAUUAAUCACAAUUUAUUUAAAAAAAAAAAAAUCAACUAUUUGCUCCCUGUACCCCUCACACUCUGCAACACACACACAACCCCUAACUGCAGUUUGGGUGUAUUCAGCACUGUGUGUAUGUGUUUGUAUUCAGCAGUCUGGGUGUAUUCAGUAGUCUCUGUGCGUGUAUUCAGCGGAUAGUGCGUAUGUACUCAGCAUUUAUACAUGCUGUCUUUUCAACAGUUUGUGUGCGCGUGUAUUAUGCAGUCUGUGACUAUAUUGAGCAGCCUGUGUAUUCAGUAGUCUCGGUGUGUGUAUUCAGCAGCCUGUGCGUAUUCAGCAGUCUGUGUGUGUGGAUUCAGCGGAUUGUGCAUAUGUAUUCAGCAGUCUGUCUGUGUGCCCAUGUAGUUGGCAGUCUGUGGCUAUAUUCAGCAGUCUGUCUGUGUGCCCGUGUAUUCGGCAGUCUGUGCCUAUACCCAGCAGUCUGUGCCUAUAUUCAGCAGUCUCUGUGUACCCGUGUAUUCGGCAGUCUGUGCCUAUAUUCAGCAGUCUCUGUGUAUGUAUGUAUUGCAUUUGUUAAAGGUACCAAUAAAUAUAAGCUUAAUUUAAUAAUUUUUAUUCCUGUGAGGAGUUGUCUAGGCAGAGCCCCAGUGCACUGCUUUUCCCGGAGGCCCAUAAUGUGGUUAAGAUGGCACUGAUUAUAACCACAUUAUAAACGGUCUACAUUCAGUAGAGAUCAUCAUUAUGGCCACAUUAUAACGUUCUGCAUACAGUAGAGAUCAUCAUUAUGGAAAAUAUAAGUGGGAUUCAAAUGAAUGCAGGGUUGUAAAACUUGAAUAGUCAAGGCAGGCAUUAAAUCUAAAUUAAAAUCAAGUAAGAAUCAGAGAACAGAGAAAACGUCUUCAAACAGUCACAUUCUACCGGACACCUUCACAUAAACAGCUUUCUUAGGGCAGUGUAGGUCGUUCCAUAGAACAAUACUUUGUAUCUCUGUGUAUAAUUCCUCCAUAUAUGAAGUGGUAUCGAGAAAUCAAUGCCCAGUGAGGGAGGAGAUUGUAGAAUGAAACUUACAGUAAGGGGGUAAGGGAGAAUUAUUUUUUUCCCCUCGUUAUAGAGAAGAAAACAAACAAACAAUAUCAUGCCUAUAGCUUAGUGAUUUAAGGUAAAGCAGGCUCUUAUGGUAUCAGGAAGAGGUUACUGAAUGUGGCUGAAAUUCUUGAAGGAUGUAGAACCAGAGGAGACGGAAUGCUACAUUGCACUGCAACACCCAUCAUCACCAGUACACAGCUAGCUGGUGGACACGGUGUGGGCUGUGAUUUUCUAGAUGGAGAGCGUAAGUGGAUCCACUUAAUUCAAUCUACUUUUUUAUAACCUCUUCUCGCUAAUCUCUAGAACAGGGCUGGCAAACUGACUUGCAGAUGUUACUGGAUAUCUCCCUUAAUUAUUUGUCAAUCUUUUGCAUUCAAAAAGGUUUUGGAAGUGUAGUCCAUUAACCAGCUGUUUUUAGCUGGAGUUUGACAUCCCUGCCCUUGAUUGUUUUCAGACCUGUAUAUGCUGCUCAUUUUCCCAUUUUGCCCCCUUUUUCCCUAAUUAUCUCAGCAGGGUGUACAUCAUACCCUUUGCUGUCUCUGGAACUCACAAAACAAGGCUCACUCGGCACCCUGCUGUGCAGUUUUUGCCACAAGGACUUCAUUCAACCCAAGAGGGACUUCAAUUUCAUCUGGAAGUUAAAUGGAAGCAGUGUCGGUAACGGAGCCAGACAGAAAGACAGAUUCGUCCUGGACCUCACCAACCAAAACAACUAUGGACAAUGGACUUGUGAACUGGAGUAUAACUCUCGUAUCAGAGCACAGUAUGACCUGGGACCUCCUAUAGGAGAGCUGGAUAAAGAUAUAGGUAUGUGACAAAAGCUACAAGGCUCUUUAACAAAACGUCCAUUCUGGGGUGACAGUGACAUUGACAGAAGGGAUAAAAAGUCUGACCCUCCCCUGCAUUGUGACAGUUAGAAGGGGAUACAAGUCAAAAUUUACCCUGACAGACUGGGUGCUAUAAGUUUGUCCCUUCCCAUUUAGGUGACCCACGCUGACAGGAACUGUAUGUUUAUUUUUACAGCGAGCAAUACAAUUCCACACAGAAUUCUAGUAUCAAUUAUCACAGUAAUCGUGUUAAUUCUUCUCCUCAUUGUCAUCAUCGCCACUGCCACUGCAUGCUACAUGAUGGAACAAAGCAGGUAAUUUUCCAGCCAGGUAUUUGUGUUAUAACGGUUUGUUCUCUGCACAAACUGCAACUGAUCUUCGCUCUCUCUUUUCAGAAAGAAAUCAGCUCACAAGCGAAAAAGCAGAGGUAAUCCCCUUGUUGAAUACUUCCCCAUUUUAUUUUUAAUUUGUUUAUCAUUUCUGUCAGCUCCUCCCUUUGCCUGGCCAUAAUUAUCUUGGUUUGAGCCUCUACCUGUUCCAUUUGUAUUCUACUUAUUUUGAAAUUCACUCUUGCAGCUGCUGUUAAUCACUAAGCUGAGAAUUGACCAGAUAAUUGCAAGUUUUAGGCAAGGCAAACCGAAAAAGAGUUCCAAUGCAGAGAUAUAUAUACCUUUUUUUUUUUUUUUUAAUCCAGCCAGGUAUUUUGUUCUAAUCCACUGGUUAAUGUCAGACAACUCCCCAGUUAUGGAAUAAAAUAUAUAUGUAUAUCAGCCCAAUCUGUGCAUGGAUGACACUGAGUGAGAUCAACCAGUUAUGUUCCAUGUUAAUAGCUGAAGCCCUUAUGCCAACACAUUCAUUAGAAGGGAGAAAUGAAUUCAUAGUUGGUUAUGCACUAAAACAAUAGUAGUGAAUUGAGAACCCAACUGCAAAUUUUAGUCUGCAAAAGCUGAAGAGUUUUUCAAAACAUGUUUAGUAAAUAAAAAAACAUUAAAAUAAUUUAGUAGUACUGGUGUACAAUAUAAGUACAGCCUAAAACUUGCUCCCUGGACAUUAGGAUAGGUCUGAGCAAUACCUGUACACACCUGUUCCCAGUGAAGAUGGGUGAAAGCAAGUGUGGUGAAGGUUUCAUUUUCAUGGCUUUGUAUUACAGAGAAACGGUCCAGCACUGGUUCGUUAAAAGAGACUUUACAUUUAGAAACCCUUAAGCAUGACAUGAAAAUGGUAAGUAACUGCAGCUUUAAAGAGGUGGCCCCACCGGUAACUUUCAAACUGAUCCCCAUUUCUAGAGUACAUGUGGCUCAAUUAGCAACACCAACAGUGGACAUAAGGUGGCUCUGUAGCUCCUGAAGGCUGCCAUGCAUCAUGGUAGAACUGGUACAGGUGACUUCCAGUUCACUACACAAAGUGAUCAUAUAUACAAAAUAAAAAGCACCAGAAGUUGAGGAAAAUAAUUCUAAAUAAAAGAAGUCUUAUACAUAUAAAUCAGACAUUCAACUUAUCCAUAGGAAUCUCUUGAAGAUCAGAGGAUAGCUGCCUAAUGCGCUUAAUAACCCCAUGUUACUUACUCCUAAACCAGAACGCAAGCCAACUGGAAAUAGAGGUUUCAACCAUAAAGCUUUGAGGGUUUUAUUUUUUAUGUUCUAUCCAUAAUAAAUUGUUUACUAUAUUGGUAUUAUAGGUUUACUACAUUAGAUUACCGGCACAAGUUCCUGGUUUGUGUUUCAGUCAUCGUGUGUAGGGAUAAUGGUACUCACAGAGCUCCAGCUGUGGUUUCUUAUUUGGUUUACAAUUUCAAUGAGAGUGUAAAACAUCCAUGUUUUGUCCUCAAAUUACAUUGACUAACAGAUAACCUUUGAAAGGGGGGGCUACCUUCAUGCCAGGGUCCUCAUCAAGAGCCGUUAGGCACCACAGGAGGAUGGUAUUGGCGUUAGUCCAUGUAAGGGGAUCCUGGUUUGAAUGCCUUUAUGAUGAGAUUAACCCAUUUUCUCUGAUGGACAUGGGUAGCAAGGCACCAGCAAGCGCACACUCUGAAACCAGUACCAGCUCUAUGGAAUUCACAUACUUUUAAUUUUCUUUUCCAUUUACUCAGGACGAGGAUAAUGUUUCCUACGUUGAGCUACAGUUGGGACCAAAGCAGCCCUCCCGAAACCUUGCAACUCCCCGUUCAACCAUCUACGCCUCGAUUAUGUGAUUCCGCAGGUUUUAUCAGUAAUGCAGACACCGUAUCCUGACUUCUCAAAGUUAUUGGUUGGUACAGGGAUUUUUGGCCAGCUCCUUUAACUCCGUUUACAUGAAAUCACAUGAGUUCUCUCUUCUCUAAGUUUAUCCACCAACAGCUUAUGUCCAUUUACUAGUGAGAAGCACUAUGUUCUGGCCAAGAAAACAAAGCAAAAUGGCGGAUGCGAAAAACAUGUCUGAAUGUAUAUAUGCACAAUUAAACUAUUUCCCUAACUCAUAGGAAAAAACAACCAUUACCCUCACAUUAUCGUGCGUAAAACUAAGCUAUAUGCUGUCAUUUUAGGCAAGUGUGCUGAUCGGUGAUUGACAGGUGGAGGGACCAUAGUUAAGAUCUAUAUAUUUGUUAACGUACAGACGAAUGUGUCACUUGAGAAGGAAAAG